AUGAAGCUCGUCCGGUUUUUGAUGAAAUGCGCCAAUGAGACGGUGACUAUUGAGCUCAAGAAUGGCACAAUUCUCCACGGCACUAUCACAUCCGUCUCCCCCCAGAUGAAUACCUCCCUCCGAACCGUCAAGAUGACCCCCAAGGGCCGCGACCCCGUCUCUCUGGAUACCAUCAAUAUUCGUGGUUCGACAAUUCGGUAUUACAUCCUUCCCGACAGCUUGCCGCUCGAUACUCUGCUUGUGGAUGAUGCCCCCAAGCCGAAAAACAAGGCCCGGAAGGAAGCUGACCGUGGUCGCGGGGGCCGUGGCGGAGGCCGAGGUGGGCGAGGUCGUGGCGGUGGCGGUGGCCGUGGCCGUGGUCGCGGUCGUGGCUUCUAA
Molecule: messenger RNA, 378 nt
Organism: Penicillium daleae
Lineage: Eukaryota; Fungi; Ascomycota; Eurotiomycetes; Eurotiales; Aspergillaceae
Product: mRNA splicing protein SMD1
Exons: 3
Coding region: 1-378 (125 amino acids)
Biological process (GO): RNA processing; spliceosomal snRNP assembly
Cellular component (GO): U2 snRNP; U1 snRNP; U12-type spliceosomal complex
Molecular function (GO): RNA binding
Source: RefSeq, a predicted model, not a curated record